This is a messenger RNA of Xenopus tropicalis (tropical clawed frog), 3897 nucleotides long. It is a transcript of the gene fstl4, whose product is annotated as follistatin like 4. Lineage: Eukaryota; Metazoa; Chordata; Amphibia; Anura; Pipidae. Bases 403 to 2907 code for a protein of 834 amino acids. The record is from RefSeq and is a predicted model, not a curated record. Gene Ontology annotation, cellular component: extracellular region. The transcript is spliced from 16 exons. Gene Ontology annotation, molecular function: calcium ion binding; serine-type endopeptidase inhibitor activity.
UCUGGCCUCCCUUUACUCAUCCUGUGCCCGCAUUGAACACACACAGGUGUCAGCUAUUGGGUGGAAUAUGCAAAUGGCACAGUGACGUGAAGUCGCUCUGAUCCUGACAGCAGAAAUAGGGCAGGCACUGGCAAGCGGCAGUUUUAGCUUCUCAUGCAUUGGAUUGUGACUGAGGAGACCUUUAAUAAGAUUUCUUACCUUGGCACAUUUUCUUCUCUUCUUGCUGAACAAGCCUUCUUCCGGCAACCCUGAUUUGUUUUUAUCAGUGUAUGAAUUCUCUGUCAUUAGUGGGAGAUUUUACACUCACUGAAUAGAUCAUCCUGCAGUGGCUUCUCUGGUCUUACUCUCCUGCAUCUUUUAUCAUCAUCAUCAUCAUCACUGGUUUAACAUAGACCUGUUAUAAUGGGGUCAAGAAGCCUUUGGAUGUUGCUGCUGCUUCUCAGGGUUUUGCUUCCGACCACGUUUGGAUGGGUAGAUUCAGAAAGGAGCAGAAGGUUCAAUACAGCAUCAGGAAGACUGCAUCUAAAGGCCCAAGAAAACUACGAUCAGACGAGAAGAAAAGUGCGGGAAGUAAAAGAUGGAUUUACCUCUCCUUGUGAAAAGAAGUCCUGCGGUCAGGGAAGGCGAUGUGUUAUCAGCUUAGGAUCAAAAGUUCCUCAGUGCGAGUGUCUGGAAAAAUGUAAGCCUCGAUAUAUGCCAGUGUGUGGCUCUGAUGGAAAAUUGUAUGAAAAUCACUGUGAGCUUCAUCGGGCUUCCUGCUUGCACAGAAAAAAAAUCUAUAUUGUCCAUAGCAAAGACUGUUUUUUCAAAGAUGACACGUGCACUAUGGCUGACUAUAACCGGCUUAAGAGCAUACUACUUGAUCUUCAGGCUAAUCGAAAGAAUACGCAAAGCAGCCCUAUGGAGGACAAAAGAUCUCAAAAACGUGCACUGGUGGAAAACCUGUUUAACUAUUUGGAUAUGAACAAUGAUGGUCAUCUAGACAGCUUUGAGUUGGCUCAGUAUGCGAAGGAGAAGGAACUAGACAAUGGCUUGGAUUGCUCAGUAGAAGAUCUACUUCGGUUUGAUGACUACAACAUUGAUGGUGACCUAACACUCCCAGAAUUCUAUACUGCAUUCCAAGUCAUCCAGCUUACACUUGCUCAAGAAGAGAUGAUCAGCGUGACUACUGUAACAGUUGGUUUAAGUGCUGUGCUUACUUGUGCAAUCCAUGGAAUUUUACGACCGCCUAUUAUAUGGAAACGUAAUGGAGUUAUUCUGAACUACUUAGAUCUGGAGGAUAUCAAUGACUUUGGAGAAGACAAUUCUUUAUAUAUUACCAAGGUAACAACCAUUCAUAUGGGCAAUUACACAUGCCAUGCUUAUGGCUAUGAGGAUUUGUACCAGACCCACAUCCUUCAGGUGAAUGUGCCUCCAGUAAUAAGAGUUUACCCAGAAACUCAGGCUCAGGAGCCUGGAGUUUCUGCCAGCUUGAAAUGCCAUGCAGAGGGCAUACCUAGUCCAAAAAUUACAUGGCUGAAGAAUGGUAUUGAUGUAACUCCAAGGCUUUCAAAACAACUCACAGUCCUAGGAAAUGGAAGUGAGCUCCACAUUACCAGCGUACGUUAUGAAGACACCGGAGCUUAUACAUGCAUUGCCAAGAAUGAGGUUGGGGUCGACGAAGACAUUUCUUCCCUUUUCAUUGAAGAUUCUGCCAAAAAAACCCUGGCAAACAUUCUAUGGCGAGAGGAAGGAUUGAGUGUGGGGAACAUGUUUUAUGUCUUUUCUGAUGAUGGAAUCACAGUAAUCCAGCCAAGAGAAUGUGAAGUCCGGAGACAGAUGAAGCCUACUGAAAGGAUCCUUACAAGUUAUGAAGAAAUGUGUGACAAAGGCCAGUUGUGCCAGUGGUCUUCUGCUAUCAAUGUGAGAAACAAGUUUAUUUAUGUUGCACAGCACGUGCAGAACAGAAUCCUGCUAAUUGACAUCCAGAUGCAGAAAGUCAAACAGUCUAUAGGUGUUGAUCCUUUUCCAGCCAAAUUAUUUUAUGAUAAAUCUCAUGAUCAAGUCUGGGUUCUUAGCUGGGGAGACGUAAGGAGAUCGCACCCUACAUUGCAGGUUAUUUCUGAUGCAAGUGUAGGAGAAAAUCUCCAUAUUAUUCGGACAACAUUUGAAAAUGUGGAUGACUUUUUUAUUCCUCCAACAAAUCUUAUCAUUAACCACGUUCGGUUUGGCUUUCUCUUCAAUAAAUCCAGACCUGCAAUUCACAAAAUUGACCUCGAAACUGUGAAACAUAUCAAGACUAUAAGUUUUACGAAUUUCAGCUGCAUUCCGGAAAAUAUGGCUUAUUCCCACUUGGGCGGCUAUUAUUUCGUACAGUGCAAGCAAAAAGGAUCGUCAAGUGCAUCCCCCCAGUUGAUUAUCGAUAGUGUAACCGAUGCAAUCGUUGGUCCGAACAGCGAUGUGUCUGGGACACCGUACAUCUCUUCUGAUGGCCACUAUUUGGUCAGUACAGAUGAAAUAAACGGGCGGCUCAAAGUCCAGACAAUUACUUCCCAAGGAGAAAUGAAACUGGUGUAUGACGUAACAACGAGUUUAUACCUUUCUGAUGUCACUUUCCAGUCAUCGUUCGCAGAGGGCAACCAGUAUUAUGUCUAUGCUACAUCACAUUUGCAAACACGUGUUCUUUUUGUUGACCUGUCUUCGGGAAGGGUGGACCUGGUGAAAAAUCUUAAAGACCCAACAGCACAAAAAGACUGGCAAUGGAGCACAGGGAACAGAAUAAUUAAAGGCAGUGGCCUAUUUGGACAGUAUAUUAUCACACCAGCUAAAGAUUCCCUGUUUAUUAUCAAUGGAAGACAAAAUCUGCUCCACUGCGAGAUCUCUGGAGUCCAACGGGGAAACACAGUUGUUUGGGUGGGAGAAGUAUGAAAGAGCUAGGUCUAAAAACUUCAUGAAAUGACUAGAAAACGGACCUUCAUGCUGCCUGUGACAGCAGCAAACUUGUACAUUUUUACACUGAACAAAAGAUCCUGUAUGAGCUUCAUGGUGCAACACUGGUCAACAGCUUGCAAGUUUUAUAGUAACUUCUAAUAGGAGGAUUUUUUAGUAUUAUUUUCAUUUUAUUAUUUUGCCUUUUGUUGUUUGCAAAAUAAACAAUAUCACAUAUAAGAAGGCUUAGAAUUCCGGGGGUUUACACUCAUUUACAUGUUGUUCUGUAGAGCAGACCAACACUUUAGUUCAGUCUUUUUGGCUUAAUUUAGCCUUUAUAUGCAAAUGCAGAAAGGAGAAGGAAAGGGUUCAUCACUUGGGGGUGCCAAUUUGUUUAUCACUUACUUCAGAUCAUCAGCCAGGUUGUCUGCCAUUUGUUACCUGUCCCCUAGGUUUUGCUGCAGCCCUGGGCUACACACAUGCACAGUAAAGCAAAAGUUUGGCUUUUUGCAUCUAAGAUCAAUUUGCUCUACUGCAGUGCCUACAGACCAGCAAGAUGGCAGGGUGACACUUAAAUGGCACCCUGGCUCUGGGUCUGAGGCAAGUGAUUAGAAUAACUGGGAGGUGCCAAAAAACUUAGCACCUCCCAGUUAUUAUAGUCACUUGCCAGACACACUUACUUCUCCUGUAAGACUUUAUUUCUUCUUGUUUAAAUUUUCUGUGGGCACCUAUUUAUAAAUGAUCAAUAUUUGAAACAAUGGUUGGAAUUUGAAAGAAUAUCCCAUUUUUCCAACUCUUUCUAAAACUUUUCCAACUCUUUUCCAUUUCAAUGUGACAAGAAAUUCCAGCUACAGUCGUGUUAUGUAUUUUUCUCAACUUGCCACAAAUAUAAACAACCCUGACACCCUUUUCCACCAACAUAUCACUUAGGGGCAGAUUUAUUUAAUUCCUAUUUGUGUAAUUUUCAUGUUUUUUUUCUACCACACCUAA